AUUGUUUCGCAUUUAUGCUGAUCAUGUAUAACAAAGUGGCAGUAAGGCUGGUAUCCACCACACAACAAUCAACCACUGGCCUGUGGUGAUAUGGAAGAACUCACUCUCUACUCUAGCAUCUAAAUCGUACAACGAAAAUUAAACUUCAGGUUCGCGGCUCGCGGGCGAUCAUCCAAGAACACGUGCGUAAAUGAACGGACACACAAACCGGCCAAAAUCAUCGCACCGUAGAACCACUGUUUCCGAAUUCGACGUAAAAGAGAGGGAAGAAGAGGAGAAGUGAUAGAAAACGGGAGUCGUUGGAAGCCACUGAAAGAAGACGGUCAUUGAAAAAGGGCGGGAAGAAGGAUUGCGGUGACGGGUAGUAAUGUGUCGGCGGUACGUCUUCGUUCCUUUGAAGCCAGAUAGCAGAUUCGAAGGAGGUUUUCAGGACGACACAGCACCAUUACGGGGACCUGGUUGGAACCGUACGUCACAUCUCGGACAAAGAAAAGUCUCCGUUGCUUCGAAGCCAGAACCAGCUCCGUGGACAGCACAGUUCGAAGGAGGUUAUCAGGACUAUCCGUCCCCACCACGUGGAUCCAACACUUGGACACCGAAAAUGCGCUGCUGGUCGAUCACCCUCUUCACUUACCGAAACAGUAUACUACCCGCAUCCACAACCAGUCGCAACCGCGUAGGAUGUUCCAUUAAAUCUCCCGCAACCAAUCAACCAGCCAGCGAACCAACGCGUAAAACACAAUGAACCAUCCCCCUAAAUCAACGACGGCAACAUCACCGCUAGCGAUCGGAAUCGACUUCGGCACCAGCUUCUCCAGCGUUGGCAUCUAUCGGGGCGGUAAGUUUGAAAUCGUCGCCAGCGGGUCCGGCUGCCAUCGGAUUCCAUCGUGUGUGGCCUUCACCGAUAAGGCCCGGUUGGUGGGUGAAGAUGCGCUGGCGCAGUACGACCGGGACCCGUCAAAUGCCGUUGUCGAGGUUAAGCGAAUGCUGGGUCGGCGGCUGAAAAACGACAAACUGCAGGUACAGUUUAAGGGGGAAAGGAAGGCGUACUAUCCGGAGGAAAUAUGUGCUGUUCUGCUGGGGAGUCUGAAGGCGAUGGCAGAGCGGACGCUGGGUCAGAAGGUCGGUUCGGCGGUGAUUACUGUUCCGGCCGGGUUUACCGACGGUCAGCGGCAGGCGAUGUUGGAUGCUGCUGCGAUCGCGGGACUAAAUGUGCUAAGGUUGGUGAAUGAACCGACGGCGGCAGCUAUCUCCGUGGGGAUCAACAAGAAAGUGAUCGGGGAACAGUUUGUGCUGGUUUGCUCCAUGGGCGGGGGAUACCUGGAUGUAUCGAUUCUGACGGUCUACAACGGAGUGUUUGAGGUAAGGGCGACCUCAGGCGAUCUGUUGGGUGGAACGGAAUUCGAUGAUCGUUUGGUGGCACAUUUCGCGAAGCAAUUCCAGGAGCAACAGUCGAAGGAUAUAUAUGCUAGUAAGGAAGCUCUUCGGAAAUUGCGAAAAGGCUGUGAACAAGCGAAGCGAACCCUAUCCUACACCAAUCGGGCAACGGUUGAGAUCGAAGAUCUGUUCGAGGGCCAGGCUUUCACCAUUAGCUUAAGCCGAGAGCAGUUUGAGGAGCUUACGCGAGACCUGUUUGAUAGGAUCAUGCUGCAUGUGGAGGCCGCCUUGCGACGAGCACGGAAGGAUCGGUUUGCCAUUCACGAAAUUAUGCUGGUUGGAGAAUCAUCUCGAAUACCUAAAGUACAAGUGAUGCUAAGUGAAUUUUUUGACCGUCGAUCGCUGAGUAGUUCGAUUAAUUCGGACGAGGCUGUGGUGGUGGGGAGUGCGAUUACGGCGGCCAUUUUGAGUGGAGAGAGGUCAGUGGAAAUUCAGGAUAUUCUCUGGCUGGAUCUGGUUCCGCGAUCGAUUGCGUUAAUCGCAGAGUACGCAUUCGAUGAAUCACCAAGGAUACUGUUCAGUAGAAACACGAUGGUUCCUCUGAAAGUGAAGCAUAGAGUGAAAUCUUUUCGUGAAACGCAGUUGCUUUAUGAAGGAGAGAGUGCCAUUGUUAGUGAUAAUAUUUUACUGGGGAGGUUGCAGAUCGAGGGAACUUUCGGAGAUAUUGAAGAUGUGGGUUUGGCGUUAAGCAUCGAUACAAACGGGAUUCUGCAUGCCGUUGUGGAGGGAAAUAUUGAGUUGAAAGCCACUUUAGAGAAGGGAAGACUCGAGAGGUUCGAGAUUGAUAGGAUCGUUUAUGAACAUAAGAAAGUGAUAUUGGAUGCUGAAAAGCACGAGGAAGAUGCCAAGGAGCAAGAAAUAGCCAAACAGAAAAUUACUUUCCAGCAGACUGUGGAAUCAGAUGAAAGGGCAGGAUCGUGGGAUCGCUUCAGUGAAUGGCUGCACUGUAUUUGUAUAGUAACGUUUGAUCUAGAGCUUGGUCAAGCUAUGGAAUUGAUCUACCCAAAACACGUAACGCUUAGUGAACAGGAAAAAAUGAAUAUAUGCUAUUUGGCCUUUCCGGAUUCUAACUCCGGUUGCAUGGGGGACUCCCAGUUUCACAUCAGGCUACGGGUAUCACCUGGAUCCGAUUCGGUGCUAACCAGUGAACAUUUAGAGUUUAACUAUCACUGUUUGCCGGUGCAUCGAGCAGACCCAGGACAUUUCUGGGGAUUUGUGUACUUCCGCCAGAUCAAAGAUGCUAGAUUGAAACGAGGUUACUUUCAAAAAAGUUUGGUUCUUCUAACUCGACUUCCAUUUGUUAACCUGUUCUAUGAGAUCAGUGCCCUGAUAGCACCUUCCUUUUUCUCCAGUGGAGAACCCACAUUGGAAGCUGUUUGCGAUAAUAUAUGUCAUUGGCCAUCCCUAAUGGCUGGAGAAAACUUGGCUCUUCACAUUCUUGGAAGCGUUUAUGAAAUAUCUAUUCCAAAACAAAACAUAAAAUCACAAACUGCGGAAAAGAUCAAAUCCGAAAGCGCUAUUUCAGUCAGCCCACAAACGCAAAUCAUUGGUUCUAUCCACGAAAUUGACAUUUUUAAGAGUCUCCAGUUCUUCCUCCCUCAUAUUCACUUGCUUUGGGAACUGGUCCUAACCGGAGAACCCAUCGUAGUAACCGGAACAUCGCCCACCGACUGCGCCCAUAUGGUCCAAUCUCUCAUGAGCUUAAUCAAUCCUCUCUCGUACUGUGCCGAAAGUCGUCCCUAUUUCACCAUUCACGACACCGAGUUUAAAGAGUUCACCCAGAACAAAAAUGGCUAUCCGUCAAUUAUUCUCGGCGUUACGAAUCCAUUCUUCGCCAAAACCCUUCAGCAUUGGCCGCACACCAUUCGGCUGCAGGACAGUGUUGAAAGUCAGUUGCAGCAACAGAAACAGAAACAAUCAAUUAUCUCAGCUGGUAGCACCGAAGCCAGCCCUAACUCAUCAUCCACCUCGGAAUCAGCAGCCGCCCUGUCGAAAUUGUCAAAAAUCAAACAAAUCACCAACAAACUCCUGGAUCCGUCCCCGGGAGUCUACACCCAGUACAAACCGUUCAUUGGCAAAGAUAAAUCCUUCAUCAAAAAGAUCCUCCUGGGGAUAAAAACCGAACGCCCGACAUCGGUACAGUCCGCCCUGCUUCGGCGACAUCUGUUGGAGUUAACCCAAAGCUUCAUGAUACCCCUGGAACGCUACAUGGCCUCCCUCAUGCCACUACAGAAAGACAUCUCACCCUUCAAAUCCGCUCCACUGCCGAACCCCUUCAAGCAGGAAGACUUCCUAGCCACCCUGGAAGAAUGUGGUCCCCAGCUGACGUUCACCUGUAAGGGCGACUGGGAGGGUCUCUACAAACGCUUUUUCACUUCGCCCAACUUUAAGGGCUGGUAUGAAACACGCUACUUUGAGCUACAGCAAACCCUACAGGCACUGCACAUGCAAACUCUAUCCGAGUCCAAUCUCACCGAGUGGGUCAAGGAUAAGCACGAGGUGGAGAUCGUGGAUAUGAUUCUGCGAUUGCGGCAGAAGUUGACGCUCUGCAAUAGCACCCAGAUGGCGGCCCUGCCGGUGCCACUCAACACUAAGGAUACUCGCGAACUGCUGCUGAGACAUCUGGACAGCAUGAAACGAUGUCUGCCGGAUGAUUUGAAGCAGAUUUUAAACAAUAUCGGAUGAAGAUAACUUUUUUUUAAAGAAAACCCAGCUUAGCAAAAAAUAUACAUUUAUAUAGGCUAAUUGUGGAAAGUUUUAGUUCGAAAUAA
Molecule: messenger RNA, 4208 nt
Organism: Topomyia yanbarensis
Lineage: Eukaryota; Metazoa; Arthropoda; Insecta; Diptera; Culicidae
Product: protein DENND6A
Exons: 2
Coding region: 742-4122 (1126 amino acids)
Cellular component (GO): recycling endosome
Molecular function (GO): ATP-dependent protein folding chaperone; ATP binding; guanyl-nucleotide exchange factor activity
Source: RefSeq, a predicted model, not a curated record